Sabethes cyaneus is the source of this 783-nucleotide messenger RNA. Its product is annotated as farnesol dehydrogenase-like. The record is from RefSeq and is a predicted model, not a curated record. Bases 1 to 783 code for a protein of 260 amino acids. NCBI's taxonomy places the organism in Eukaryota, Metazoa, Arthropoda, Insecta, Diptera, Culicidae. The transcript has 3 exons.
AUGAAUAUUGCAGAGCGAAUGAAACGAUGGGAAGGUAAGGUUGCAGUAGUAACCGGAGCGAGUGGCGCCAUCGGUGGAGCAAUCGCUAAGGAACUAGUCAGAGCGGGAAUGAUCGUGUGUGCACUAGCCCGACGGCGGGAUAAGGUGGAAAAACUGCGUGCCAGCCUGUUUGACGUGGCUGGAAACCUUAACUGUGUUGAAUGUGAUAUCACCGAAGAGUCCGACGUGAAGCAUGCUUUCGGAUGGAUUGAAGGCACUUACGGGGGUGUCGACUUGCUGGUUAAUAAUGCAGGAAUAAUCACAAAGUGUCUUCUAACGGAGAAAAAUAACACCAAAGAUCUGUACACGACGAUGGAAACAAACAUUAUUGGUUUGUGUCUGUGUACUAGAGAGGCGGUUAAAUCGAUGAAAGAGCGCGAUGUUAACGGCCAAAUAAUAAACGUCAACAGUAUAUUCGGACAUAAAGUCCAUCAAGCAGUACCUGGGACUAGGCCUUUGAAUGGAAUGUACCCAGCUUCCAAAUAUGCAGUCACAGCAAUCACCGAAUGUAUUCGUCAAGAACUGGUAUACUUAGAUACUCAAGUAAAAGUGUCUAGUAUUAGUCCUGGGCUAGUGGAAGGCGACAUCGUAGCAAAUCACACAUCAAAUGAUAAUGACAUUGUGAAAUACAUGCCGAAGCUGAAGCCGGAAGACGUUGCGGAGGCGGUCUUGUAUGCCAUCACGACGCCAGAUAAUGUUCAAAUACACGAACUGGUCAUCAAACCGAUGGGAGAAUUUCUCUAA